This is a messenger RNA of Coniosporium apollinis CBS 100218, 2604 nucleotides long. RefSeq lists its product as uncharacterized. Gene Ontology annotation, molecular function: hydrolase activity, hydrolyzing O-glycosyl compounds; carbohydrate binding. Bases 1 to 2604 code for a protein of 867 amino acids. Lineage: Eukaryota; Fungi; Ascomycota; Dothideomycetes. The transcript is spliced from 2 exons. The record is from RefSeq and is a predicted model, not a curated record. Gene Ontology annotation, biological process: carbohydrate metabolic process.
AUGGCGCCUCAACACGAAUUCGUCCCCCAGACUUACGCCAUUGACUCCUCCAAAAACCCUUCCUCAAAAGCAUCGCUAUACCUCCGCUCCCAAGAUAAGCAGGGAUUACCUGCGGACUUCUCAUUCGAAGCAAUCCGCUCAAAUGUCUUCCGCACGCGAUUCACCACAAAAGACCACCCUUUACCACCUCACCCAAGUGCUCCCCUCCCCGAGAUACGGCACGGAGACGUUGUACCAGCGACAACACUGAGCAAAAGCAGCUAUCAGACAAAGAUCGGAGAUGUAGUAGCAGAAGUAGACUUCACAGGCUGCCCCCAAGUCUCUCUUUCAUUCGCCGAUUCCGAAGCUCCCCUUCACGCCGAUCUCCCCUACCGGUCGUAUGCCACAGACGGCACAGGCGUCGCCCACUAUACCAAAUACAAACGCGGUACUCUCCAUGUCGGAUUGGGCGAGAAGGCAGCACCCAUGGACUUGUCGAAUCGGCAAUUUGUUCUCUCCGCGACAGAUUGCUUUGGGUAUGAUGUCUACCGUACCGACCCCAUGUACAAGCACAUUCCCCUGCUCAUCAACGCCACCCCAGAAGGCUGCGUGGGCGUCUUCUCGACCUCCCACGCGAGAGGCUUUUACUCCGUCGGCUCCGAGAUGGACGGCAUGUGGGGCUACUACAAAGUAUACCGACAGGACCACGGUGGGCUGGAAGAGUACUUGAUCAUCUCCCGGACCUUAAAAGAGCUCGUCCGCACCUACGCCGAUCUCGUCGGCUAUCCGCUCCUCGUGCCUCGCUGGGCAUUCGGCUAUCUUGCCGGGGGAAUGAAAUAUUCGAUGCUGGACGAGCCGCGCGCCUGCGAUGCACUGAUUGAUUUCGCAAAAAAGAUGAAGGAGGAAGACAUCCCCUGCUCAGGGUUCCAAAUGUCCUCGGGCUACACAGUCGCGGAGACGGAACCCAAGACCCGAAACGUCUUCACGUGGAAUCGGCACCGAUUCCCGGAUCCCAAGGCGUUCAUCGACGAGUACCACAAGCAGGGAAUCCGGUUGAUCUUCAAUGUGAAACCGUACGUAUUGGCCAAUCAUCCCGAGUAUGAGAAGCUCAGUAAGAAUGGGGCUUUAAUCAAGGACCUGCGGACUGGGAAGAGCGGUACAGCGCGUCUGUGGAGUGCUGGAGGCGGGGAGAGUGGGGAGGGCGGCCAUAUUGACUUCACUUCCAAGGCUGGCUUCCAGUGGUGGUAUAAUGGAAUCCGAGAUCUGAAGAAGCUCGGCGUAGACUGCAUUUGGAACGACAAUAAUGAGUACACGAUUCCGGAUGACCACUGGCAGUGUGAGCUCGACGAGCCCUCUGUGCAAGGCUCAGACGAAGCGAAGCAGCUGAAACACAUCGGGUAUUGGGGCCGGGCCUUGCAGACGGAGCUCAUGGCGAAGUCAUCCCAUGAUGCAACAGUGGAAGUGGAGCCUGAGCUCCGACCGUUUAUCUUGACCCGUAGUGCGACUGCUGGAUCGAUGAGGUACUGCGCCAGUUCGUGGAGCGGUGACAAUGUGACCAGCUACGAUGGGAUGAAGGGAGCAAACGCGCUCGCGCUUACGGCCGGCAUGUGCUUGUUGCAGUGCUACGGCCACGACAUCGGCGGCUUCGAGGGACCCCAGCCCUCCCCUGAACUCCUAGUGCGCUGGGUCCAGCUAGGCAUCUACUCCUCCCGCUUCGCCAUCAAUUGCUUCAAAACGACUCCCACAAACAACAACCUCGGCGAAGUAAUCGAGCCAUGGAUGUAUCCCGAAGCGACCCCCCUAGUCCGCGCAGCAAUCAAGCGGCGCUACGAAAUGAUCCCCUACAUCUACUCCCUCGCGCUCGAAAGCCACGCCGCCGCCUCCCCGCCCCAGCGCUGGACCGGAUGGGGCUACGAGGCCGACCCAAUGGUCUGGGAAAACCGUAUGAUCAAGAACGGCGAGACGCAGUUCUGGCUGGGCGACUCGCUGCUCGUAGGCGGCGUGUUCGAGCCUGGCGAGACGAAAGCUAAGAUGUACCUCCCUAGGAAAUCUGCAUACGACCCGGGCUUCUUGAACCUGAACGCGCCAUUCCAGUUCUUCGCUGCGGGCCAGUGGGUCGAGAUUGACUCGAAGUGGGACGCCAGUAUCCCUGUGCUUGCGCGUAUCGGCGCGGCCAUCCCUGUCGGUAAGGAUGUGCAGACUCUCUCUGCUGGCGAGACGGUGAAUCCGGCGAGUCUUCCGAAGGAUGACUACAGAGCUGUUGAGAUCUUCCCGCCGCCGCUGAGCGCUGGCACCACGGGCACGUUCGAGACCACCUGGCUCGAGGAUGACGGCGUUUCUCCGACCGCUGAGCCAGUCGAAUUCAGGCUCAGCUACCGGUGCUUGGAUGCGCUUGUUGAGGUGGAGCUUUCGCGCAGCGGCUCGGAUGUCCAGCUCGCGUGGAGGGAGGAGGACCUCAGUGUCAUCUUGCCAGUUGGAGAUGCGCAUGAAGAGGUGACGCUGAAUGGGAAGAAGUUGAGCUGCUCGAGGACGGACCAGCGGGGACGGAAGGUGUUUUGUAGUUCCACGGUGAUGAAUGGUGUCAAGGAGGUAAAUGGAAUGAAUGGCAUCAACGGCCACCACUAA